GGAAGUGCACACCGGUGAGGAGACAGUAUUUUUGUAUGGUCAUUAUCAAAAGCAAAUCUCUCCGCACCAGUGGGGAGGGCGGAGCGUCCAGUCUUGCAUCCAUUAGUAUUCAGAUCCUUACCCAAGAGACCUACUAACAACCCAUUGUGGCCUAUUUCCUCACUCCCCAGUCUGUCUCCGAAAUAAUUCAAGAGCUUUACUUGCCCGAAAACAACCACACGGAAUUGAACCCAGUGAAGCAUCUCGAUCUGCCAAAAAGGAAAAGGAAAAAAACAAAACUCUCCAUACUCCUCACCCAGUGACCUUGACCUAACUAAAGCAAUGGUGACUUAGGGCUUUGAUGAUCAGACAACCAGAAUCCAACGUCCGCGGCAGCCACGUGACCCCCCUCGCAAAACCCCCUCAUGACAACCCCACAGUUUUUCUUCCCCGCUCGCAUGUUAUCCAGCAAAAGACAAAUGCUCCAAUUUCAAGGCAAUUCGCUAUGGAGGACGAGAGAGCCCCCCCUGGGAAAGUGAGAAAGAAGUCUACUCCCGCCAACCGAAAGUCCCUGUCUUGUGAAUAUUGUAGCAGGUCUUUUGCGCGUCUGGAGCAUCUCCAACGCCAUCUCCGCACCCAUACAAAGGAGAAACCUUUUUCAUGUGAUAUCUGCUCCAAAUCCUUUGCAAGAAGCGAUCUACUCGUACGACAUGAGCGACUAGUCCAUCCAGCCGAGGCAGCAGCCAAUCGCGAACAUCGAAAUCAUAGCAGUCAUGAUGUUCCUCAGACCCCGUCAUCCAUAAUACAACCAACCCACCACGAGUCUCGCAUGCUAGAGCUUGCAGAUGCCGUCCCAGUGCAAACACAACCAGUGCCACAGCCCCCACCGGAGGCGCAGGUCCAACCCCCUCCAAUAGUCGAAACAACUCAUUUCAACCCAUCCUGGGGGUACGAUUUGAAUUUACUCUCUCAUGCUGCUAGUCAUGUCGCCCUUGAGGGCCAGCAGGAAAGCCUUGAGUCGAUGCGAAAGGCCUCACAGAACGUAGGUCCCCCUCAGCCGUUAUCUCAGGUUCCAGAGAGGGCAAUCACCGACAAUUAUGGUGUUGAGCCUUCUUUUCUGGAUCUUACAGAUUUAGGUGACCCGGUUCAAGACUUCACCGUCUUCUUAGAGAGCGUUGGCCUUUCCUCUGAUUGGGACUCCGGUGUAUUCUCGUCGGUGGAGGAGCCCAUGUUGCCGACAAAUAUCCCAAUUGACUCCAAACCACCAAUUCGCGAAAGUGCGAGGCUAGGAGUGGAUAUAAUGAAUGAUCCGCGAGGACCCGCUGACGAGCCGCCGUCUUUUUCUAAUUUUGGAUCUCGGCUACCGUCUCUGCAGCCAGAGCCGCAAGAUGUGGAUGAUCGUCUUGUGUUUGGUGAUGAGGGCCCUCGCCCAGCUUGGGAUGUCUCAAAUGCAGAUCGUCAAGUCUUUCUUUCAAAGCUUGAAGAGUUUGCCUAUAUUCUCCCUAAGGGCUUCAUUCCGCCAUCAAGGCAUGCUCUGUCUCGCUUCUUUGCUGGCUACAUAAACGGACUAAACGAACAUCUCCCUUUCCUUCAUGUGCCUACACUCUCAGUUGCAAAAUGCUCUCCCGAGCUCACUCUCGCAUUAGCAGCGGCAGGUUCUCAUUACCGCUUUGAAAACAAUCGAGGGAUCGAGCUUUUCCAUGCGGCGAAAGCAAUCCUUCUGCAGCGCCUCCAGAAAAGAGAUAGCAAACAAGUACAAUGCCCAACGUGGAACUUUGUCUCUCCACCAUCUGGAUUCCACGAUUCGCGGGGCUCUUCUACCCCUUCCAACAACGCGAAUAGUCCGUUUCAGCAACAUCAUAUCCCACAUCCAAUUGAUCCGUCAGGCUACGCGCCACAAGAUUCGGAUGCUCACAUGGAAGUGAUCCGGACCUUUCUGCUACUCACGGUGUUUGCUUCUUGGGAGAGACAUCCUGACCUAUUGCGAGAAAUUCUUUCUCUCCAGAGCACAUUGGCCAGGCUUGUCAGAGAACAUGGGCUCGCUGAGCCACCUCCUAGUGCCGAUCCCAACAACUGGGAAGACUGGGUACGGAGAGAAGGUAACAGGCGCACGAAGUUCAUCGUAUACUGCUUCUUCAAUUUACAUUCCAUCAUGUACAACAUUCCCCCGUUGAUUCUGAAUGCAGAGCUGAAGCUAAAUAUGCCAUGCUCGCACGAUGUCUGGAAAGCUAACAACGCUAACCAAUGGCGGCGGGUCAUGCGUUCUCGACAUGGCCCUGAGGUUCCAUUUCAAGAAGCUUUUGCUAAACUGUUUUUGAAAUCCAAUAUGUCAAGUUCAUCGACCCCCAUAUCGCCCCUUGGGAACUACAUCCUCAUACAUGCCCUUAUCCAGCAAAUCUUCUUUGCCCGCCAGCUUUGCCUCUCCGCACCAACGAUGCAAGGCACUAGCUUGAGACAGGAGGACCUAUCGGCCUUGGAUAAUUCUCUGAGUGCUUGGAAGGCAUUGUGGAAGCGCACUCCAGAAUCAAGCAUUGACCCCCAAAACCCGGCCGGUCCAAUAGCAUUUACAUCUACAGCUCUUCUUGGGCUCGCCUAUAUCAGGCUACAUGUUGAUUUAGGCCCUUGCCGUCGCCUCAUUACCCAAGAUCCAAUUCAGAUCGCUAGGGCACUAGGUGAAUCUCCACAUGUAGCAAGGAGCCCACGGCUCAUUAUGGCUUUACUACAUUCUGCGCACGCUCUCUCCAUCCCGGUGCGCCUUGGGAUAGACUUCGUAGCGCGAACCCAUUCGUUCUUCUGGAGUAUCCAGCAUUCUCUUUGUAGUUUGGAAUGUGCAUUUCUUUUAAGUCGGUGGUUGCUUUCUAUACCGAUGACGCAGGCUGAACAAAGGCUGUCAGAGCACGAGCGGAAAUUGCUCUUAUGGAUUAAGAGUAUGAUGGAUGAGACCGAUAUGGCUGUCGAUCCACCAGGUGCACCUGAUGGGGAGUUCAUGGCCAACCCCUACAAGGCAAAGCAACUAAGCAUUGCUAUUGUCCGAGUAUGGGCGAGGACCUUCAAAGGGAACACAAGCUGGGCGAUAGUGGAUCUGGUCGGAUCGAGCUUGGAAGCUUAUGCGGAUCUUCUGGAAACGCAGCUGUGACGUUCGUUUGCGAUUGUCUACACCAACACAUCCGAAGAAUUUGUGUUGGACUAAAGCACUCGGCAUGAGGCUGAUAGCUUGUAUGUUUCCUUCCUCUUCUUUUGUCCUCUCUUUCGAUAUUACUACGACACGCACGGCUUGUCUACUGACCAUCGACGACCCCGAAUGCAUACCAGCUGAGCUCGCCUUCGCCUUCCACUUGAGUCGGUAUUGGACAUAGCAACUUAGUCCUUGUGGCAGUCUGGGAUGAAAUGUGAUGUUAUUAUAUACCCCAUCCCUUAUUUUCUUUACCUCUUAAUUAUGUAUAUAAGUGUAAGCUCUCUUGUCCUAGGAGGCUGGAUAUGUUGUGAUAUGAUUAUUAUGCCUCAAAACUUGUGAUUUCACUUCCCUGCCCUCGGUUUUUCCUUGAGGAAGUGAUGAUUACACGCCUUGUCCUCUUCUUAUGUUAAUUUUGUUUUUUUUUUUUUUUUUUUUUUU
Messenger RNA from Aspergillus alliaceus, 3592 nucleotides. RefSeq names its product FTFMHR domain-containing protein. The transcript is spliced from 3 exons. Lineage: Eukaryota; Fungi; Ascomycota; Eurotiomycetes; Eurotiales; Aspergillaceae. Gene Ontology annotation, cellular component: chromatin. Gene Ontology annotation, molecular function: RNA polymerase II cis-regulatory region sequence-specific DNA binding; zinc ion binding; DNA-binding transcription factor activity, RNA polymerase II-specific. The record is from RefSeq and is a predicted model, not a curated record. The coding region runs from base 341 to 3115 and encodes 924 amino acids. Gene Ontology annotation, biological process: regulation of transcription by RNA polymerase II; DNA-templated transcription.